AUGGAUCGGAUUCUAGCCAUCGAGAUCGAGCAGGGAGAUCGUGAAAUUGUCAAGUUGGUUCCCUGCGAGUGGCCCAAUUUUCGGCAGUGCCAAAUCGUGACCGGCGGGGCGGUUCAACGACACGGAAUCCGGGACACCGUGGGACGUCCCGAAUGUGGCGUCGCGAAAUUGCCGCCGAGAAGGAAGUCCAGAUUGGGAGCAAGUGGACGCAAUAACCUAGAUUGUGCUGGAGUGGCGGCCGAGCGCUCGGCGAUAUUUAUAACGGUAGCCGAAUUGAUACAAUUGACAUUUAGUACAAUAGCU
Iphiclides podalirius (scarce swallowtail) is the source of this 303-nucleotide messenger RNA. The record is from the annotation of a GenBank genome assembly. Lineage: Eukaryota; Metazoa; Arthropoda; Insecta; Lepidoptera; Papilionidae.